AUGUCGAGCGAACCUCGGAACAUCGAGGCUCCAAGACAAAACGAGGGCACAGAAAAUCGAGAACGGGAUGUCAGACCUUGUGGAGAAGAGAAACCUAUUUGCGCUCACUGCGAGAGACGAGGUGAAGAAUGCCACUAUACUGUCCCGAUCCAUAUCAGGCACCACGCCACGCCAGUUACCUCGCCGCCAUCUGCAACGGCGCCAAGUCUUGGUUUAUUAGACCUGGAGCUCAUGCAUAACUUCUGCACGUCGACUUAUGCAACGCUCAGCAACGAUGUGGCAGUCCGAGAUCUCUGGCGAGUCCGCAUUGUGAGGCUUUGUCUCAAAUGUGACUAUGCCAUGCUGGCAAUCUUAUCUGUCUCGGCACUCCAUCUAAGCCACUUCUCAACAGAACGAAAGGAGCUCCUCCGCGAAAGGGCUAUUGUGUAUCACAACCAGGCACUCAGCAUCGCAGCUCCAUUCAUCGACGCUUACGACAACGCCAACGCUCAAGAGCUCUUUGCAUUUUCCAUCUUGACUAUCUACUACUGUAAGUUCCUCCAGCAUUUCUUCCUCGUCACGCCUGGUCUAAAUUAUGCAGCGUUCGCACAAACCCCACAGAACGAAGACAGCCCAUAUCCUCCUUGGGUGGUUUUGAUCAACGGGUGCGCAAGCUUCGCCUCGUUGGGCGACAGCACGCUCUCCCUCGGCCCUUUCUCAGCCCUUCUAUCCAAGGCGCGCAGACGGUUCAAAAUCAGGGAGCGUGUCUUCGAAAUCGACUAUGUGCAACAGCUCAAGGCCUUCAUCGAUGAGACGAUUACAGAUCCAGUACAGCGCUCUAUCUACCAAGAUACGCUUCGCGCGUUGAACCAGACGUAUGGUGUUUUCUAUGAGACGGAUGGUGAUAAAGACUUGGUUGACAUCUUUUCUUGGACUGUCCCAGCCAAGGCCUUCUUCGAGUUUGUGGCGGAAGAAGAACCGGAAGCCCUUGUUGUCCUUUCUUACUUCUGUGUCUUGUUGCACAAAUUGCCUAGUCAAUGGUGGCUGAGCGGUUGGGUCAGUCAUAUUAUGACGCGAAUAUAUGCUUCUGUUGGAGAGAAGUAUCUGCCCUAUUUAGUAUGGCCCAUGGAGGAGAUUGGUUGGUUGCCGAAGAAUUAA
Molecule: messenger RNA, 1137 nt
Organism: Fusarium musae
Lineage: Eukaryota; Fungi; Ascomycota; Sordariomycetes; Hypocreales; Nectriaceae
Exons: 3
Coding region: 1-1137 (378 amino acids)
Biological process (GO): regulation of transcription by RNA polymerase II
Molecular function (GO): DNA-binding transcription activator activity, RNA polymerase II-specific; zinc ion binding
Source: RefSeq, a predicted model, not a curated record